AUGUACUCGGGCAUCCCCAUCGACCCUCUGCUUGCCGCCUACUCGUCCUCCUCUGCGGACAUCUAUGGUCUCGCAGAAUGCCACCCAGACCCAUCAUCUCAUCCGCCCUCCACACUCUCCUCCUCCACCGCCUCGUCAAGUGUGGACAUCCCCCUCUCCACCCACCCAAAAUUGUCCCCCCGCGAUUCGAGUCGUUCAGCUGCCAGAAUUACCAUCGCACACCCCUACGCCCGUCUAUACGCCAAAAAGGACAGUACGAAACGUCGCAAAAUAUGGAAUCAUGUGCUCGAAAAGCAGCUCUUUUCGCCCCAAGAACUAUCGACCAUGGGCGCCCCUCACAGACGCACUAUUUACAUCGCUUCCCUGGAAGCCCAUAUCGAUCGCCUUCACAAUCAGCUCCUCAGCAGUGGUUUAUAUCCAAUCCCCUUUAAUCGCCUCGAACCUUACCGCGGCCUCAAUUCCAAAACUGCCAAGAGCAUGGUUGCAGGCCUCCAGCACGAUGCUACACAGUCGAAAUUAAAACUCCUCGAACUAGAACGUUCUAACACCAAUUUGCGCAAGUUUCUGGGCAAAUACGACCCCAAUGCUAUCUCCUUGUCGCAUUCUUCGGCACCUUCCACCCUCGCACUCGAAGCUGACGUCCGCAGGCACUCGGUAGACUCGUCUGGGAUCGGUAUGGGCACACAUACAAACGUGAACCACGGUAACUACUGUUCCUACUAUCCGUGAUCUUCCGCGCGAGGUAUAGCGUACGCAAGCGCUCGCGGGUAGUGUUAAUGUCUUCCCCCGAAUUACUCAGUUUGUUGUAUGUACGUUCUCUGAGCACUUCGAUUUGCAGGCCUUGUCUGGAAUCUUAAUAUUGAUGAUAUCGUCUCACGCUGUGGUGCGAGAAUGGAAAACAGUUGGGCGCCUUGUGAGUCAUCUCAAAGAAGAGGGCAUUAAUUCCAGGCGCAUUUUUAGGGGGCGUUGCGAGAGUCCACAAGUAAUUUUCAUUACAUGUUUGUUGGAGCCCUUAGCAUGCUGCGUUCCGGAUAUGCAAUGGAUAAAGUUGCCUGAUAGUUGCUUCUCCGGCACUUGG
Messenger RNA from Pisolithus orientalis, 1078 nucleotides. RefSeq lists its product as uncharacterized. Bases 1 to 729 code for a protein of 242 amino acids. The record is from RefSeq and is a predicted model, not a curated record. The transcript is spliced from 4 exons. NCBI's taxonomy places the organism in Eukaryota, Fungi, Basidiomycota, Agaricomycetes, Boletales, Pisolithaceae.